Messenger RNA from Cetraspora pellucida, 252 nucleotides. Lineage: Eukaryota; Fungi; Glomeromycota; Glomeromycetes; Diversisporales; Gigasporaceae. The record is from the annotation of a GenBank genome assembly.
AUGUAUCAAGCUGCUAACUCAAAAAAGGAUUCUCAAAAUAAUGAAUUUUUUAUGUCUUCUUUUUUAUCAAAUCCAUCACAAAUAUAUGAUGAUUUAUAUGAUGCUAAUUUAUAUAAUAAGAAUUUAGAAAGUAGUAAAAAAUCUGAUGAUUUGGAUGAAAGCUCAGAGGCUAAAAAGGAAAUAUUAUCAGCUAUUAUACACAAAAAUGAACAACCUUUAAAUAAAUCUAGCAGAAAAAGAUUACCUUUCUGA